AUGCUUUUCCUUAUGGGGACUCCCUUGCCUAGGAAGUUGCUCAUCUUGCUGCUGUGCGCCCUGCUCCGGGUCUUGCUCUUCAUCAUGCUGCUCUCCAGCUCACUGGCCUCCUCCUCCUCCUCCUGCCCCAGGGGCUGCCACUGCUCGGAGCGCUCUGGCGGCCUGACCGUGGUGCAGUGCACGGCGCGCAACCUGGACAGCGUGCCGCAGGACUUGCCGCGCGACACCGUGGCUCUCCUCCUCUCCUCCAACCUCAUCCGCCACAUCCCCAGCCAGGCCUUCCGGAACCUCCCGCGCCUGCAGGAGCUGGACCUGUCGCGCAACCGCAUCGAGACGGUGGACGCCGGCGCCUUCCAGGGCGUGACGGACAGCCUGCGUGCCCUGGACCUCUCCAACAACCUGCUCCAGAGCGUGCCCAAGGAGGCCUUCGCCCGGCUGCAUGCCAAGGUGCGGCUAUCGGACAACCCGUGGCACUGCGAGUGCGCGCUACAGGAGGUGCUGCGCGAGCUCCAGCUGGACCCGGAGACAGUGAACGAGGUGAGCUGCCACACCUCCUCGCUGGCGGGGGAGCACGCCGGCAAGCCGCUCAUCCAGGUGCUGGACGCCGGCGUCAACUUCUGCAACUUCCACCACAAGACCACCGACGUGGCCAUGUUCGUCACCAUGUUCGGCUGGUUCGCCAUGGUCAUCUCCUACGUCAUCUACUAUGUGCGGCACAACCAGGAGGACGCCCGCCGGCACCUGGAGUACCUCAAGUCGCUGCCCAGCAGCUCGCACAUCAGCAAGGACUUUGACACCAUCAGCACAGUGCUAUAA
Messenger RNA from Engraulis encrasicolus (European anchovy), 816 nucleotides. It is a transcript of the gene lrrc3, whose product is annotated as leucine rich repeat containing 3. The coding region runs from base 1 to 816 and encodes 271 amino acids. The transcript is spliced from 2 exons. Gene Ontology annotation, molecular function: protein binding. NCBI's taxonomy places the organism in Eukaryota, Metazoa, Chordata, Actinopteri, Clupeiformes, Engraulidae. The record is from RefSeq and is a predicted model, not a curated record.